Messenger RNA from Staurois parvus, 327 nucleotides. Lineage: Eukaryota; Metazoa; Chordata; Amphibia; Anura; Ranidae. The record is from the annotation of a GenBank genome assembly.
AUGAUCCCCCUCAUCCUGAUUAUUAUCGGGGUGUCCGGGGUGUAUGGAGACAGUCACUCUAUGCGGUAUUAUGCCACUGGAGUCUCCUCUCCGGGAUCCGGGCUCCCUGUGUACUCUGAAGUCGGAUAUGUGGAUGAUAAGGAGAUAGAGAAUUAUAACAGCGACACUCGGCAGCAUCUUCCCAAGACUGAAUGGAUGAAGAAACUGGAACCUGACUACUGGGAGAGAGAGACACAAAGGAAUUGGGGCAAUGAGGCUGUGUUUAAGAACGGUUUACAGAUAUUGAUGAGCCGAUUCAACCAGACUGGAGGUGAGACAAUUCUUACA